AUGGACUCCAGGAGGAGCAACGACGAGAACCGUCGUCUGCACAUCUCACGCCUCAAGCGUGAGAUGGACCGCGCACGAUACCAGCCAUUUGGCUCUCCCCCUUCCUCUGCCGGCUCGCAUGACACCGUCAGUACGACGGUCGGCUAUUCAUCUACAUUCUCCUUCGAGCCCGAAGGCGAGUCGACUCCACGAAAGCUCGACGAGGAUAUUCUGCCGCGCCACCGACGUGCUGCUGGUAGAACUGGCCGAUUUGGCCAUUCAAAACCCGCGUAUACCGUCGAGACCUCCAAGCUAGAUCGCUUCUUCCCCGAGUGGUCGCGAAACAUUGCCGUUCCGGACAACGGCACCAACAGAGGCAGAAUCACCGAUGCCCUCGAAGCCAAAGAAAACAUUCCCCCAACAAUCGGACAAAAGACACCAGAAUCACACUAUCAUCGCGUCCCGCGAGAUCGAGCAGGCAUGCAGCCCACCGUCGAAAACGAGUCUGACUGCUCAGUGCUCUCACACACUCCUGCCAACGCGUUGUCCACGCGCCGCUCCUCUAGAUUCAGUCGUCCUCAAGUUGGCUACUCAUCGGGCUCACCACAAGGAUCAAACAAGUCUGCUCUCGGCAAGCUUUCCUCCAACAUUCGAGUUGCUCAUGCCAAGGAAAGUGCAGCAGACAAGUACAUGGCAGAUCUAGCGUCGAAGCAACGUCAUGUGGAAACAGCCAUGACCGACGAGCCAAGACUGAUGACACCUCCCCAGCAGUCCUCUCCACUAGUACUAAGAUCAAUGCAUUCUAGUAAUCAUCAAAUCAUGAACAUGAGCGGUAUGACUGCGAAUCAGACUGCCCGCUCAUUCUUCAUGCCGCAUUUCAACCACCUUCACGACUUGGUCUCUGGCACGCUGAGGCUUAGCACCGGUGCACACGGAGCUCCCGUCUUUGUUAAGAAUGGCAAAGCUCAUAUUCGUCCACAGGAGCCAAUUGUAGAGCAUGCUGAUGUUCGGGCCAUCGAUCUUCCUGCCGAGGAGCAACAGAUCUUCGUGUCUCUGGAUAAGGUCCGAGAGGAGGUUGCAGCUCUCAAGGAGCACGAUGAAAUGCUCCAGAAAGAAGCCGAGAAACUUGAGCGAGAAGUCGAUGACCUGCAGCUCGAGAUUCAAGAACUGAGAUCCCAGAAGUUGUCAGACAGUGCUAUUGGCUCUGAUUCUGAUCAGGCUGCAAACGAGCGUCUCAAUACUCAAAUUCAGAGUAAGAACUUGGUUACAAAUGUCUAUCCUAGGAUGAUCGACUCUGACCGCAAUCUAGAAUCCCGAAAUCUGCAGGAGCGCCUCGAUGAAGCCUAUCGUACCAUCAAGGUCCAUGAGCUUCAUAAUACUUCUCUAUCCGCAGAACGCGAUGCAGCACUGCAGAAGCUUGGCAAUGCAAUGGAUGCAUCUAAGAAGCUUCAGGCAGAGCUUGACUCGUUGAAAGACGAAGCCAAUGUCAUCAAAACCUACCGCCGCGAGAGGGAGACGCUGCAGCUUGAGAACAAGUCUUUGCUCUCUAACAACAAUUCCCUUCGCGAGCAGCAUGAGUUUCUCGCCACUGAGAAUGUGGCUCUUCGUCAAGAGCAAGAGUCCAUCGCGUCCGAGAACAUGGCUCUCCGCCAGGAACAGGUGUCACUCUUAUCGGAAACUAGAACUCUCCGUGCAACAAACAAGACACUGACAACCCAGCACGACUCUCUUCGUCAAAGCCACAUUACGACACAGCAGGAGUUAGAGGAUGCCCGAAAGGAAAUAAUUGACCUUCGCGACGAGCUGGCAUCCAUCCGCACUGAGCACCAAACUCUAAUGGAACAGCAUGCGAUGGUGUCCCAAGACCAUGGUGGCCUUGAGCGCAGCAACGAGCACUAUUUCCUCGAGAACAAAAACUUGAAGUCCAAAAUCAGUCUUCUUGAGCAGCGCAAUCAAGCUCUUCAGCAGUCAAUCGCCACAAGAGAUCAGGUCAUCGAAUUGCUGCAGAAUGAUCCAACAAGAGCAACCAACAUGACAGAGCAAAGCCUUCCUGAGCAAGUUCGGCCAGCUGCUCCGGAGGAUACUGCUGAGUUGCCGCAAAAUGAUCCCACUCAGCAAACCGAAGCGAUGGAGGAGGAACCACCUCAAGAAGAUGAUGCCGAUAAUGACUCGGCCGACGAAAAUAUGACCUCGGCUUUCUUCAUCCCUGAUAUCACCAUGGAGACUGAGAAAGAAACCACUGGAAAUCCUACUGUCGCAUCUACCAAUGACGCCCGUCGAGUUGUGUUUGCUGAGGACACUAUUGAAAGCCAGAAGACUGAACGUAAUGGCACGAGGAACAUGGGUCCUUCACUGUCUCAGCCAGCACGUCGCGUGUUCCACGACCUGUGUAAGCAUAAGAGCAAGAACUGCAGCGUGUGCGCAAGACUCUCGACCGAAACUAAACAUGUCACCUCGACCAUAACAUCUAAGACAACUACUCAAAGCAACCUCAAGACGGCUAUGAAGUCGGGUCACAGUAUCAGAGAAUCAAGAAAGACGGUUGGCAUAGUGCCGAGACCGAUACCGGUCACUGACCGUAUCCCACAGCCGACGGGCGAAUAUGAGGAUGAGCCUACUAUGAGGCCGGCCAAGUCGCCAGGCCACGCCCUUGCUAUUGUCAUUAAGGGGCUUGAGGACGAGAUUCAGCAUUUACAAGCUGCUGCAAUGAGCGCACAGGCUCGUUACAACUCAUUGGAUAAGUCGGCCGGCCGUCGGGAUCGGAAGGAGCUGGCCGGGGAAAUCGUCGCCUUGCAGCAUCAGUUGGAGAUCAAGAGUGAUCAAGUAUACCGCCUGUACGAUGUUCUAGAAGGUCAGAAGAUGUCGGGUCAAGCGAUGACGGAAGAUGAGAUUGAGGCCACGAUUGUAACGAUUGUUUCGGUCUAA
This is a messenger RNA of Phaeoacremonium minimum UCRPA7, 2904 nucleotides long. Its product is annotated as putative rhoptry protein. The record is from RefSeq and is a predicted model, not a curated record. Bases 1 to 2904 code for a protein of 967 amino acids. Lineage: Eukaryota; Fungi; Ascomycota; Sordariomycetes; Togniniales; Togniniaceae. The transcript has a single exon. Gene Ontology annotation, molecular function: microtubule binding.